Messenger RNA from Lactuca virosa, 1471 nucleotides. NCBI's taxonomy places the organism in Eukaryota, Viridiplantae, Streptophyta, Magnoliopsida, Asterales, Asteraceae. The record is from the annotation of a GenBank genome assembly.
AUGGACUCCAAACCGCUUAUCGGGUCUUCUCUUAUAAUCCAAAACUCGAAAUACAGAUUCGAGUUUGAUCAUGUAACCGAGGCCAUGCAUCUUGGAGAGCUUGCUCUCUCCGGUGCGUCUAUGGCCACAUCUUUCGCCAGUGUCACGGGUUUCUCCUUCAUGAUGGGCAUGGGGAGUGCAUUGGAAACAUUGUGUGGGCAAACUUAUGGUGCAAAACAGUAUCAUAUGCUUGGUGUACACUUGCAAAGAGCCAUGGCAAUACUGAUGCUAAUGGGUAUCCCAAUUUCUCUGAUUUGGGCAUCCACGGGACAAAUCUUUACGUAUUUUGGACAAGAUUUGGAAAUCUCAGAACAAGCUGGGAAUUACGCACAUUGGUUGAUCCCCAGCAUCUUCCCAUACUGUCUACUUCAAUGUCAGAUAAGAUUCUUGCAGACUCAAAACAACACGAAGCCUUUAAUGAUAAGCACAGGAUUUGCAAGCCUACUUCAUGUGUUAUGUUGUUGGAUCUUGGUUUCCAAAUGUGGGUUUGGUAGCUCGGGUGCCGCUCUCUCGGUUGCCAUCUCGUACUGGAUUAAUGUGCUGAUUUUGGGUCUUUAUAUCAAGUUUUCACAUACCUGUGAAAGAACAUGGCUCGGGUUUCCUAUAGAUGGUGUUCGUGAUCUUGCCGGAUUUCUUGCUUUAGGAAUACCUUCAGCUCUCAUGGUCUGCUUGGAGUAUUGGUCGUAUGAGUUUUUGGUUUUACUCUCUGGAAUCCUUCCAAAUCCAAAGCUAGAAACAUCGAUGAUGUGUAUCAGUCUUAGUACAAUCUCAUUGGCCUACAGAAUCCCCUUCGGUUUAGGCAGUGCAGUCAGCACCAGGGUCUCAAAUGAACUUGGAGCAGGAAAACACGAAGCGGCGGAAUUAGCGGUAUGGGUUGCUUUAUCACUAGUUGUCACAGAAGUACUCUUGAUUGGAUUGCUUUUAGUGGUGGCUGGUGGCGUUUGGUCUAAGUUGUACACCGGUGAAGCUGAAGUUGUGAGCUAUAUGUCGGUAGUUAUGCCUGUACUCGCUUUAUCAAACGUCAUGGAUGGAAUCCAAGGUGUACUAUCAGGUGUUGCGAGAGGAUGUGGUUGGCAGAAGAUCUGCACGUUGGUGAAUUUAGGAGCUUAUUACCUCGUCGGCCUUCCUUUCGCCAUGGCUCUGACAUUUGUGUACGGUUUGGGAGGGAAGGGUCUGUGGAUGGGGAUUAUUUGUGGGAGUGGGGUUCAAGCAGUGCUGCUUUUAAUAAUCACGGCUUGUACGAACUGGGAAAAAGAAGCGAAAAAAGCGAUGAAUGGGGUGUAUGAUAGCAACAUUCCAACGCGUUUGGUCUCAUGAGGUUGUAUUUGCAACAUACUUGGUCUUUAAUUGGUAGUUAUUUUAGGAUCUUGAUUAUAUUAUAGAAAAACCAAUCGGUAAAUGAGGAUUUCUAUUGGUUUAACGAUUAUGACAU